Messenger RNA from Erinaceus europaeus (western European hedgehog), 3621 nucleotides. It is a transcript of the gene SAYSD1, whose product is annotated as SAYSVFN motif domain containing 1. Lineage: Eukaryota; Metazoa; Chordata; Mammalia; Eulipotyphla; Erinaceidae. The record is from RefSeq and is a predicted model, not a curated record. The transcript is spliced from 2 exons. The coding region runs from base 129 to 674 and encodes 181 amino acids.
AUUACCUGCACAAUCCCGGAACCCGACGUCACAGAGCCCGCGCGCCCCAGGUCCCCAAUGCGCACGCGCACUACAGAGCGGCCAGGCGCCAGCGCAGGCGUACUCGUGUCUGGCGCCCGGCGCGCGCCAUGGAACAGCGGUUAGCUGAGUUUCGGGCGGCCCGUCAACGGGCCGGGCUGGCGGCGGCACCCAGAACUUCGAACCAGAGUGCACACAGUUCCGGAGGGAAAGGGAAAGCAGCUGAGACUCCAAAGGCAGGCUGGCUAAAACGGUUCCUGUUUUGGAAACUGAGGUCCGCGAACUUCCAGGCCGGGCCCAGUCUCACCCAGGAAGUGGCUCAGCCUGGGAGCAGCACGUCACAGUUGCCACAGAACCCAGCUGUUCCUGCACCCACAGCACAGGACCAGUCUCUCCUCACCAAAAUCACCAUCUUGAAGGUUCUUCUCUGGCUGGUCCUCCUCGGACUGUUUGUGGAACUGGAAUUUGGCCUGGUUUACUUUGUCCUAUCCCUAUUCUACUGGAUGUAUGUUGGGACAAGAAGCCCUAGAGAGAAGAAGGUGGGAGAGAGGAGUGCCUACUCUGUGUUCAACCCGGGCUGCGAAGCCAUCCAGGGCACCUUGACUGCAGAGCAGUUUGAACGCGAGUUACUGUUUAGACCCCUGGAGGGGAGAUAAGACUCAAACCAUCAUGCAUGCAGCUGCCUCAGAUGGCGUUUGGGCUUGUGGGUUUGAAUUCUGAUGCCUGAGACUGAAGGCCACUGGCAAAUUAGCUCUGUGACUGCCUGUGACAUUCUUUCCCCGAUCUGCUGCUGCAACUUUUGUCUCUUUGAAUUUCACUUUGGUUUUGAUGAAAUUCCCUGUGGAUCUCAUGCAAUUUAUAAAAAUUAUAUACUUAGUAAAGAAAAAGAAAAGACUAAUUAUUUUGAGAGAAGUGAUUUUAGAGUGCUACCCAGGCACUGGGGAGAUAAAACUGUUUAAAAUAUCCAGCUAGAGGACUGAAGAGGUAGCUUACCAGUAUAAUACCUGCCUUCCAUGCAUGAGGCCCAGGAUUCAACACCUGGUACCACAUGAAAGAGCAACCAAGACAGAAUGAAUGGGCGGUGGAACAUUAUUCUGCACUCUCUCAUAAUAAAUAUAAAAAUCGUGCUGAGAAAGGGCUCAGUAGUAGAGCACAUAUCAAUACUAGAAGCCUAUGUAAACACUAGAAAUGGUAUAAAUAUUUGAAAUUAUUUUUAUAUCCUAUAUUAAGCUACUACUCUUUACUAAAUGGGAUAGCAGACUCACUGUUCAUUCUACUAUUCCAUCAUUCCAGUUAAUACAUUCUUUAGAUUUCAUGUCUGGACAUUCUUAUUCUAGUUUUGUGGAAGAACUCAUGCAGGUUGGUUACAGUAACAAUAACUUGCAGUAAUAGCAGGACUGAUGUAAUAAAUUCCCAAAUCAAUAUUUUGUUCCCUGGAAGGAAUUUGAUGGAUCCUACUCUUGCUACAGGAUACCCAGGCUUUUUGCCUUUUUCCAUAAAAUUCUCUGGAUUUUUUCUAGCUAAUAUAUGUUUUUCAUGAAAGUGGAGUGAUAAUGUUAGGGGAAGAUGGGGAUCCAGAAACUCAGUUCUGCCAGGACUAUCUGAGCCUAUGACUGUUUUAUUUCUCCCUUAAGAGAGUGUCAGGGAGUAGUGGGAAGAGUUUAAAGAGAGCACGAGAAAGGGGCAUUCACUAUAGGGGGAACUUAGAAAGGUAGCCACACCUAGGAAAUAGAAGUCAAUAGAAAAGGCAAGAUACUCAAUGGAUCAAUGAAAACUUGAGUCCAGGUGGGACUAAGCCUGAGAAUAAAAAGGAAAGAGAACCCAGGGAGGGGCCACAUACUCUGGCCCUCGUGUGUCUCUGAAUGAGCUAUCCACACUGACUAAGAAAAUCUGUUCUUGAGCACAAACUACUUCACUUCUUUCAAGUAAAGUUUGCACAACUGAAAAAAAAAUACUAGAGGCCUCAGAUCAAUCUCUGAUGCAUAGUACCCAUCAAGAUGAUCUGGGGAACAGUCUAGAAGUUAUCUCAGUGGGUAGAAUGUUCGAAUAUAUAUAGGCAUGGAUGGGGUCCUCGGUUCAAUCCCUGGCAUUCUAUGUUCUGGGAUGAUGCUCUGGUUCUCCCUCCACUCCUUUUUCUCACUGUUGGGCAUUAAGCCAGCGCCCCCUGCUCCAUUGCUGAUACUAUGGCCUAUUUACAUAAUCAUUGUUUUGCCUGGAAAUAUCCCCACCCAUUGAUCUAUCUUCUUUAUACCUCGAGAUCUGCCCUGCCUGCAGGGUAACAUAUUCCCAUCAGUUAAAACCAUCGUAACAGUUGCUAAGGAAGUUCCCAGCGUGCCUUUUUCCUUUUGCCACCCCCUUUCCUAGACAUUUCAGUUUCCGACUUGCCACUUCUGGUUUUAUCCUAUAAAGCCACUUCUGUUUCUGUUUUUUUUUUUUUUUUCUCCAUAUCCCGACUUGGAGGAGGGCAGGCAUGCAGACAGGGAGGCAGACGCCGGCCAUUGCGAUUCGGCACCAUGUGGCUUAACCCGCCGUGCUCAUGCCCAGCUGUGGAGUUCUAUCUCUCCCACCUGUGAAGCUAGCCCAGAAUCUCACUCAUAAAUGAAUCUUAGAAAAAAGUGAUUCAGGAAGGCAAAUCAGCAAUAAGAGUGUAUGCUAUGCAUGUGUGAGGUCUAGGGUUUAGUCCCUGCACCUCAGAAAAAUGAAGAUAAAAUUGACUAAAACAACAAAUAGUGUAUCUGGUUUUUCUCAGAAAAUAAUAUUCAGUUGUUUGAAGUAAUGGUGAGGCACAUCAAGACUGUAUGUUAAAAGUAAGCCUUUUAAAAAAAUUUCUUUAUUGAGGAAUUAAUGUUUAACAUUCGGCAGUAAAUACAAUAGUUUGCACAUGCAUAACAUUUCCCAGUUUUCCAUAUAACAAUACAACUCCCACUAGGUCCUCUGUCAUCCUUUGGACCUGUAUUCUCCCCCCCCACCCAACCAAGAGUCUUUUACUUUGGUGCAACAUGCCAAUUCCAGUUCAGGUUCUACUUGUAUUUUCUUUUCUGAUCUUGUUUUUCAACUUCUGCCAGAGAGUGAUACCAUUCCAUAUUCAUCCUUCUGUUUCUGACUUAUUUCACUUAACAUGAAUUUUUCAAGCUCCAUCCAAGAUUGGCUGGAAACAUUGAUGUCACCAUUUUUAAUAGUUGAAAUAGUAUUACAUUGUGUAAAUAGACCACAACUUGAUCAGCCGCUCAUCUGUUGUUGGGCACCUGGGUUGCUUCCAGGUUUUGGCUAUUACAAAUUGUGCUGCUAAGAACAUAUGUGUACACAGAUCUUUUUGGAUGGGUGUGUUUGGUUCCUUAGGAUAUAUCCCCACGAGAGGAAUUGCAGGCUGAUAGGGUAGGUCCAUUUCUAGCCUUCUGAGAGUUCUCCAGACUGCUAUCCACAGAGGUUGGACCAAUUGAUAUUCCCACCAGCAGUGCAGGAGGGUUCCUUUGACCCCACAACCUCACCAGCAUUCAUUGCUGUUACCUUUACUGAUGUAUGACAUUCUCACAGUUGUGAAAUGGUAUCUCAUUGUUGUCUUUAUUUGCAUUUCUCUGACAAUCAAAGACUUGUAGCAUUUUU